CGGCCGCCCCGCCCCUCCCAGCCGAGCGAGGGGCGGGGACGCGCGUGCGCGAGGGGCGGGGCGGCGCGAGCGAGCGCGCGGGAAGGCGCCGGCGCCCGCCAUGGAGGAGAGCCCCGCCGUGGAGGUGAGCCACUCUCUGAAGGAGCGCACCAUCGCCGAGAACAGCCUGGUGAUCCUGCUGCAGGGGCUGCGCGGCCGCGUCACCACCGUGGAGCUGCGCGACGAGAGCGCGGCCGCGGGGCGCGUCACCAGCGUGGACGCCUUCAUGAACGUGCGCCUGGCCGAGGUGACCUUCACAGACAGGCAGGGCACCGUGUCCCACCUGGACGAGCUCUUUGUGACCGGCAGGAACAUCCGCUACGUGCACAUCCCCGACGAGGUGGACAUCCGGGCCACCAUCGAGGAGCAGCUGCAGGCCAUCCACAGGGUGCGCUACUUCGGGGGCCGUGACAAGGGCCGCAGGGAGUUCCUUCCAGCCAAGCACAGCUGAGGACCUGGUGCUGCCCGCAGCAGCCAGGAUGGACCAGGGAUGGACAUGGCCCUUUGAUGAACUGCCAGCCCCCUCCAUGUCAGCCAUCCCACCCCAUGACAUCUGCCCUGGAGCAUUUUUCCCUGAGGACUUGGGGUUCUGCUGUUCCACGCACUGGUGCCUGCAGUGGAGCAGAACUGUUUUUUGUAGUGAAUAACACCACUUAAAGGCUC
Molecule: messenger RNA, 702 nt
Organism: Prinia subflava (tawny-flanked prinia)
Lineage: Eukaryota; Metazoa; Chordata; Aves; Passeriformes; Cisticolidae
Gene: LSM10
Product: LSM10, U7 small nuclear RNA associated
Exons: 2
Coding region: 101-490 (129 amino acids)
Biological process (GO): mRNA 3'-end processing by stem-loop binding and cleavage
Cellular component (GO): cytoplasmic U snRNP body; nuclear body
Molecular function (GO): histone pre-mRNA DCP binding; U7 snRNA binding
Source: RefSeq, a predicted model, not a curated record